This is a messenger RNA of Medioppia subpectinata, 540 nucleotides long. NCBI's taxonomy places the organism in Eukaryota, Metazoa, Arthropoda, Arachnida, Sarcoptiformes, Oppiidae. The record is from the annotation of a GenBank genome assembly.
GUGAUCCAACGGUCAAAACAAUCCAUCGCUCGUAUGAUUAACGCCGACACUAACCACGAAAUCAUCAUCACUUCGGGCGGCACUGAAGCCAACAAUUGGAUUAUCAACUCUUCGGUGAAGAACUUUCUCAAGAACUCUACACCCGUUGCGAAGCCGCACAUCAUUACCACUAAUAUAGAGCACCCGUCGAUUCGGGAACCGUUGCUUAGAUUGAGUGCCGAAGAGAAUAACGAGACACCGAUUGACGUUUGUGUGACGUUUGUGUCGGUGUCUAAGAAGACGGGUUGCGUCGCCGCUGAAGACAUAAUGGACGCGAUGAGAGCCGAUACGUGUCUCAUCACUGUUAUGAUGGCCAACAACGAGACGGGAGUUAUUCAACCGAUCCGUGAGAUCGGCGCCAAUUUGGCGAAGAUUAACGCCCAGAGAGUGGCCAACGGUUUGCCAAAAGUGGGCUUUCAUUGCGAUGCGGCGCAGGCUAUCGGCAAAGUGGAGGUCGAUGUCCAGGACUUACGCCUCGAUUAUCUCACAAUUGUUGGCCAC